Molecule: messenger RNA, 828 nt
Organism: Raphanus sativus (radish)
Lineage: Eukaryota; Viridiplantae; Streptophyta; Magnoliopsida; Brassicales; Brassicaceae
Exons: 1
Coding region: 1-828 (275 amino acids)
Source: RefSeq, a predicted model, not a curated record
AUGGUCACUGGUAAUGGUCAGUCCGCAAGCUUCUGGUUUGAUAACUGGUCUCCGAUGGGUCAGUUGAUAAACUUCAUUGGAGACAGGGGACCAAGAGCACUUCGUAUCAGGAAAGAAGCUGUUGUGGCCGACGCCAUUAACGGUUCUACCUGGUCUCUCCCACACCCUAGAUCACAGCAGGAAGUCGACUUGCACACUUAUCUCACUACUAUAUCUCUUCCUCUCCCUCAUAAUUGUGUUGAUAAAUAUGAAUGGAUUGCUGGUGAUUCUAUUCUUUGUACUUUCAUGUCUGCUACAACUUGGGAGGUGUUGAGACCAAGAAAAGAAAUCAAAGACUGGUUCGAUGUGGUCUGGUUCAAAGGCGCGGUACCGAAGCUGUCAUUUACGAUGUGGGUGGCUAAUUAUGACAGGCUCCCAACGAGGGCAAGGCUGGCGUCAUGGGGGGUCCCUAUCUCGCCUCUCUGUCCUCUCUGUUCCAGUUACCCAGAAACUCGUGAUCAUUUGUUCCUGGAGUGCAACUACAGCCUUCUGGUAUGGAAGGAAGUAUUUAUAAGAUGCUCACAGUCUGCCACUGUCAUCUUAAACUGGUCCGAGCUUUUGUCAUGGAUCAGAACCUCCGCAACAGCCAAGCUCUCCCUUCUUAAAAAGGUUGCAGCUCAAGUGGUUAUCUUUCACAUAUGGAAGCAGAGGAACAAUCUGAUACACAGCAAGAUUUCUAUUCCUGCUCCCAUUGUGUUUCAUGCUAUUGAUAGAGAUGUUAAGAACAUCAUCUCGGCUAGAAGACAUAAGAAAGCUUACCGUGAUCUUAUGGCUAUUUGGCUUAGUUGA